Diplodia corticola is the source of this 3000-nucleotide messenger RNA. RefSeq names its product argonaute-like protein. NCBI's taxonomy places the organism in Eukaryota, Fungi, Ascomycota, Dothideomycetes, Botryosphaeriales, Botryosphaeriaceae. Gene Ontology annotation, molecular function: RNA binding; protein binding. The record is from RefSeq and is a predicted model, not a curated record. The transcript has a single exon. Bases 1 to 3000 code for a protein of 999 amino acids.
AUGUCUGCCCCAAGAGGCCGUGGCGGAGGUGGCGGUCGUGGACGCGGUGGCGGUCCGGGUGGAAGCAGCAGAGGAGGAGAUAGCAGCAGUGGCUCUGGCAGCCGCGGCACAACCUUUCGCGGCAGGCGUCCCUUCGACUCCACCAGCGGUUCGCGAGGCUCCUCCUCCCGUGGAGGUUCACCACAACGCGGAGGCCCUGGUGGAUUCAACGUGAAGCGCGCGCAGUCGGCCCCCGCCGCCAUCUUUGGCGACCCCAACAGGGUUCCUCCACCAGACCAGAAUGUCGCGAAGACCGAAAACACCGUUGUCAAAGACCUUUCGACCACCUUCGCGCGCAUGUCAACCGAGGACAAGCUCGCCAGGCGCCCGGACUACGGCACUUGCGGCCGCGAGACUGUCGUUUACACCAACUACUUCCCGCUGCAUGUUGCUGCCCAGUGCCCCGAAAUCUAUCGCUAUGCUGUGUCCCUGCAACCUGAAGAGCAGGCAAAACGCAGGAGAAGGAGGUACAUCGAAAUCCUUCUGCAGGACCCCGUCUUCGAAGGAGUCAUGGUCGCCACAGAUUAUGCACAAGUCAUUAUUACCAACAAGAAAGUACCUCUCAGCGAGGGAACGCACAACCGAAAGGCCGUUGAGAUACAAUGGUACCCUCCUGAUGGCGAGCCAAUUUCCGAGUCCGACGAGUCCGAGCGAGCUCAGGCCGCUCGCAAAAAGGCCACCAAGACUCUCCUGAUCGAGGAACUCGGUACGGUUUCCCUGCUCGAACUCAUCAAGUCCUUGACAUCCACCGGAGCAGGUGCCUACUAUCCGUUGAAGGAUGAAGCGAUCCAGGCUCUCAACGUCAUCCUGGCCCGUGGCCCUCACGUGGCGGAAAACAUGGUCGCUGUGGGGCAAAACAAAUUCUACCCGGUCGGGAAGCACCCUCUCACCGAAGCGUGGAGCCUGUCCGAGGGAUUGCAAGCCCUGCGCGGCUACUUCUCGAGCGCGCGGACUAGCGUGAACCGCAUCUUGGUCAACAUCAAUGUGUCGACUUCUGCAUUCUACAAACCCGGUAAACUGCUCGAACUCAUGCAGGAUUACCUCGGCCCCACCAACAGGAGUCCCAGCCAUCUCUUGAAGCUCGAGGCUUUCCUCAGACUCCUUCGCGUUGAGACUCACUACAUGUUGGCCAAGGAUGGCAGCAACAAGCGUGUCCGCAAGGUCAAGACCAUCUUCGGGCUUGCACGGUCUAACAACGACUCCAAGGGGACUUGGCCCCACGCAGCCAAUGCGCAGCAAGUCAAGUUCAGCUACACCGAUCCGGAUGGUAAAGUGUCUCUAAUUUCAGUUGAGGAGUACUACGCUCGUGUCCACCAGAUCACCCUCAAGACCCCUACGUCGCCAGUCGUCAACGUCGGCAACCGCGACCACCCAACGUACAUUCCUCCGGAGCUGUGCGACGUCCUUCCCGGCCAGGUUGCCGGACGCAUGUUGAGCGCGAACCAGACUCGCUUGAUGAUCGAGUUCGCAGCAAGGCCGCCAAAUCACAAUGCCAUGUCGAUUACCCAGCAGGGCUUGGAAGUGAUGCAGGUCAAGCAGAACGAUGCGCUCUCAGCCUUUGGCAUCAACAUCGGCGGCAAUCUGCUCACGGUUCAGGCCCGCAUCUUGCCUGUCCCCAAACUGCAGUAUGCUGGCAAAGAACAGCAACCGGAGAAUGGCAAAUGGAACCUGGCCCGCGUUCGAUACACCAAACCGGCAACGAUCCAGUCCUGGGGGUGCUUGGUUAUCGAGGAGCGCGGCAGACCAGUGUUCCAGUCUCAAGAGCAGGCCCUAGAGCUGGUCAGCACUUUCAAGUCCGCUCUGCAAUCUUACGGUCUUCGGAUGGGCGAUCCUCAGCCGCCCGCAAAGAUUGCCAUUGGCUGGCCGUACAAUCCCAGCGAAAUCACCGAUGUGAUCCAGGCCAAGUUGGCCCAAAUGGUCAAGAUGCGCAUCGGCAUGCUACUCGUCCUUCUUCCUUCGGACAACACGAUUUUGUACGACACGCUGAAAUACCAAGGAGAUGUCCGCUUUGGCGUUGCUACCAUUUGCACAAUCGCAAAGAAGAUUCUCAACCAGCGCGGCCAAGCUCAGUACAUGGCCAACGUCGGCUUGAAGUUCAACUUGAAGUCGGGGGGUGUCAACCAUGACAUGCGCAUCCAGCAACUGGCGCCGCUCGACAACAAAACGAUUCUCAUUGGAAUCGAUGUGUCACAUCCCGUCCCCGGCAGUUCCGACAGUGCGCCCAGCAUCACGGGCGUGGUGGGCUCGGUUGAUUCCCAGUUCAACAACUACCCUGCUUCGAUCCGUACGCAGACUGGUCGUCAAGAGAUGGUCGAUUCGAGCGACCUGACGGAGAUGAUCGUCGAGCGUUUCAAGCUCUGGGAGAAGCGCAACGGUGGUCUCCCGAACAAGGUCAUCGUUUACCGCGAUGGCGUCUCGGAGGGUCAAUACCCGGUUGUGCUGCGCGAGGAGUGGCCCAGCUUUGCCGAGGCGUACAAGAAGCUCUAUGGAACGGAGAAGAAUUUCCCCAAGUCUUCUCUGGUCAUUUGCACCAAGCGCGGCCACACACGUUUCUAUCCGACGAAGCCCGAAGACUCGGAGGGCCGAAACAUGAACGUAAAGCCUGGCACCGUGGUCGACCGCGGCAUCACCGGUGAGCGCCUAUUCGAUUUCUUCCUGGUCGCCCAUGCCGGUCUCCAGGGCACGUCAAAGCCGGCGCAUUAUAUUUGCCUACGAGACGAAAACAAACUCGGUGCCGACCAGCUCCAGCGCAUCACCCACAACCUGUGUUAUGUCUAUGGUCGCGCCACUCGGGCUGUCUCAGUAUGCCCGCCGGCGUAUUACGCCGACCUGGUGUGCGAGCGCGGACGCUCGUACCUCCAUUCAUUCCUCAAAGAAAACACGAGCGUCUCCUAUGACCGAUCACGCCACUGGAGUCGCGGCGUGCAUGACCGGCUGAAGGACACCAUGUUCUACCUGUAG